AUGGCACUUCCGGUAGCAAAGCGCGACGCAGCUAGCGAUGACGAGGCAGAGGUCAAUGAUGUGGCAGACGAGACAGAGGACUUCUCGGAUGCCGACAGCCUCAUUGAAGAGGCCGAGUCCGACAGCAUCCCCAAGGAAGCCCCCCAGGCUGAUGCUGCGGAGGAGCUGGCGGAGGGUAUAGGACGUCUUGAAAUGAAGACCAGCUCGCCAAGGACAGCCAGUGAGUCUUCUCCCGCUGCAGCCGUUCAAAGAGAUGAUGCCGCCCCUGCAGUCUCAACAACGGGGGAGGUGCAAGGCAAGGCACCCAGCGUGGGCGCGCCGUCGUCUGGGGAGGUGGAAGCGCCUGGCGUGGAGAAGAGCCUUGCAUGUGGUGCCGCUGGGAGCCCAGCUCCUGUCAGUGAUGAGAACUCCGUCGUUGCAGCUGAGGCGAAGCCCGCUUCUGCUGCUGAGGAGAGCCCUGCGUCCGCUGAUGAGGAGAGCCCUGCGUCCGCUGAUGAGGAGAGCCCUGCGUCCGCUGAUGAGGAGAGCCCUGCGUCCGCUGAUGAGGAGAGCCGCGCCUCUGCCACCGAGGAGAGCCCGACCACUGAUGCCGAGGGCAGCGCUGCCUUUAACUCUGAGGACAACCCCGAUGCUGAUACAGCCUCUGACGACUCUGGCAUUGAGGAGGAGGACAUGGACGAGCCCCCCAAGCGACCUCCGCCCCGCCCCCGCCUGCAGCCAUUCGACGUCCCUCAGACCGGCCAGUUCUGGCUGCACGACGAUCGGUUUGGGGGCGGGGAGGGCGAGGUGCCUCGGCGCGGCAGGGCAUUUGGACAGACGGGGCAGACGGAGGCGAGGGACACGUCGGAGACCUCGCUCAAGUAA
Auxenochlorella protothecoides is the source of this 864-nucleotide messenger RNA. RefSeq lists its product as hypothetical. Gene Ontology annotation, cellular component: exon-exon junction complex. Gene Ontology annotation, molecular function: mRNA binding. The record is from RefSeq and is a predicted model, not a curated record. The coding region runs from base 1 to 864 and encodes 287 amino acids. The transcript is spliced from 2 exons. Gene Ontology annotation, biological process: mRNA processing. NCBI's taxonomy places the organism in Eukaryota, Viridiplantae, Chlorophyta, Trebouxiophyceae, Chlorellales, Chlorellaceae.